This is a messenger RNA of Prunus armeniaca (apricot), 1044 nucleotides long. The record is from the annotation of a GenBank genome assembly. Lineage: Eukaryota; Viridiplantae; Streptophyta; Magnoliopsida; Rosales; Rosaceae.
AUGUCAUCAAGGGUUGUGGCUAAAGUUCAUUUACUAAGCAUUAGAUGCAUGUUUCCUUCAAGUGGUAUUAGAGCCAGGUCUAGUCUCUUUGAGCCUUUUAUUUUGGGAUACCUUGAAUCUUUGGGUUCAGUCCCUAUGCCCACUUGUGAAUCAUGUCUUCAAGGCAAAAUGUCAAACUUGCCUUUUUCAGGAAAAAGGGAAAGAUUCACUGAGCUUCUUGAAUUAAUCCACACUGAUGUAUGUGGGUCAUUGUCCACUACAUCAAGGGGUGGCUUUUCUUACUUCAUUAUGUUCAUCGAUGAUUACUCUCGGUUGGGCUAUGUAUACCUAAUACAGUAUAAGUCCGAGGCCUUUGAAAAGUUCAAACAAUUCAAGAAGGAAGUUGAAAAGAAAACAGGAAAGAGUAUCAAGAUUCUAAGAUUAGAUCGAGGAGGAGAAUACUUGAGUACUGAGUUUCUUGAAUAUCUCAAGAAACAUGGCAUCCUAUCUCAGUGGACUCCACCUGGAACUCCACAACUUAAUGGUGUCUCCGAGAGGAGAAACCAAACAUUGAUUGCUAUGGUCCAAAUUGCAGCAUACUUGCUAAACAGAGUACCUUCCAAAUUUGUGCCCAAAACACCAUAUGAAAUGUGGUUUGGGAGGAAGCCAAGUCUUAAUCAUCUUAAGAUAUGGGGUUGUCCAGCUUAUAUUCAUUGGAUAUCCAAAGGAAAAUACUACUUCUACCAUCCAAACGAACAAAAGGUGUUUGUUGCAAGAUCUGCAAGAUUUCCUGAGAUUGAUUUUGCAUUGGAUGACACCUGUGUGCAAAAGGUUGAGCUCAAGGAAGAGUCUGGAGAGCCUCAUGAACCUGAAGUAGAGUUUGAUCUAGUUGACAAUCCAGUCCCUUUACCCACACUCACCCAACCUCCACAUAGGUCUGAAAGGAUCAAUAGAGCACCUGAUAGAUAUCUGGGCUUACACCAUGUUCUUCUCAUGGGGGAUGGCAUGGAAGAUCCUGAAAUCUACACGAAGGCAAUGUUGGACAUUGACUCAAAGAAAUGGUAG